Messenger RNA from Pochonia chlamydosporia 170, 2424 nucleotides. RefSeq names its product ring-9 protein. Bases 1 to 2424 code for a protein of 807 amino acids. The transcript has 2 exons. Lineage: Eukaryota; Fungi; Ascomycota; Sordariomycetes; Hypocreales; Clavicipitaceae. The record is from RefSeq and is a predicted model, not a curated record.
AUGCGGCCUCCACGGAUCGCCAUCAUCGUCCUCUUCCUCGCCGCUUCUCUUUUCAUCGUAUUCCGUGCCUUGACGACAACCCGAACCAAUGCCGUCGCUUCGUAUCCGCCGACUCCGCGAACAUCAAAGUCCGUAUUUGGCUUCAUGUACUACAACACGCCAUUUUCUCUCUUCCCUCCCAAUGCCGCGAUUAGCUUGACCGAUGACAAUAGCACCUCCUUCGCCGCGCGACCCGCUGCGUUUGGCCCUAAGCUGGCUUCCGCCGGGUUGAGCGGCCAGCUUUGGGUUGGAAGUGGUUUUGGGGAGGACAGCUUGGAUACCGAUGGAGAACUUGGGUGCAGCGAUUUGCCUGGCUGGGGCAGCUCCAACACGAGAGCUUCCCUCAAAAACUCGUUCAAGGUCGGAUCAUCGAGGGUGGCUUCCGUAAAAACGAAGAUGCCUAAGAAAGCAGGUGGCCUGCUCGACUCCGACAAUCGCGAGGCUAUUGAGAAGAGCAAGUCGCAGACAAAAGGCUCCAAGAAUGACAACACGGAUGAUUAUCUAACUGAGGAGGUGGCUGGUACCCUUUCUCGGCGCGAUGGCUCAACCGGCUCUUCGGGGCACGCCGACAUACAAUCCAUUCAGGAGGCUGCGGAAAUCGAGGGCAAAGUUGUCCUGCUCAAACGCGGUGGGUGUGGUUUCUUAGAGAAGGUCAUGUGGGCACAGCGCAGAGGGGCUAUUGCUGUUAUUGUUGGCGACAAUCAGAAGGGCGGGCCAUUAAUUCAAAUGUUUGCGCAUGGUGAUGACGUUGACAAUGUCACUGUGCCUUCGGUAUUCACCGCGAGGACAACUGCUCAACUGCUGUCGUCAUUGACGCAGCCCGGGAGCUUCAUCGAAGACACCCUCGACGACAAUGGAAAUCCCGUUCUCAAGGUUCAGCAAUCCCCUACCGCGAAACAAAAGAAGCGAAUCCCCGUGAAGCCAAGGGCUGCCGCAUCCAAGUCUUCAGAGGGCUCGAAAAUGAAGCGAUCUGUCGAAGAAAAACGAACCAAACCGUUCACGACGAAACCUGCUGAGAAGAGCAAGGGUAGUGGAGGAUUAUUUAGCUGGGGCACUGGCUCUCGUUCAGUGGACUCUGACUCCCGGACUGGGCGGUUAGAUUGGGUUCUGGUUGACGAUUUCAACGAUGAGAAGGACAAGCUGAUCAGUGACACCAUGGGAAAAGCGAAGAAGCCCAAGCCCGAGGAUGACGGCUUCGUUAUUGGUGUGCAUGAUUGGCGAGACCCGGAUCUUGUCGGCACUACCGGACAAAAGAAUACGGGUGAAAGGGGGACUCUGAAGCACUCUGGAUCGAGCAAGUCUGACCACAGAGAUGCUGGUACAGCUGUCAAGCCAAAGGCUGGCGAAGCCGACGCCAAGCACCGUGGUCUCAUGUCAAAGAUAUUUGGAAGCGAGUCAAGUGACACGGCACGGCCUGUCGCCGCAACAGCUGAUGAAGAGGAGGAUGUUCCGGAUACCCCGCCAAAUGAUGGAUCACAACCGCAUGAAGGGCUAUGGGUGACAAUCACUCCGACAAGCAGCGCCAGCCCGUUCUUCGACACCCUUCUGGUGCUUGUUAUCAGCCCUCUUGUUACCCUGACAGUUGUUUACGCGCUCCUAAUCCUCCGAGCCAGGAUUCGUAGGAGACGGUGGAGAGCGCCAAAGUCAGUGGUUGACCAACUCCCUGUCCGAACAUAUCACACAGUCUCCUCAUCAUCGCCAAAUUUGUCACCAAGAUUAUUACCGUCUCCUUCCACUGCCACGCCUACAACUCCAUUGCUGCAGCACAGUCCCUCAAGACCAAGGCCCCGUUCAAGAACCACAACAGGCGUAAUGGAAAGUGAAAAUUUCCUGGCACCAAGUGCUGCUGUACCGACGCCUCAAUCUCCUCGGACCAAUCGUCGAUCUGAAUUUGAGAAGGGUACGGGAGGCUUUUCGGCGGAAUGGCGAAAGUACAUGGGACGACAGGUCGAGUGUGUUGUUUGUCUGGAAGAAUACGUCGACGGGGUUAGCAGGGUCAUGAGUUUGCCCUGCGGCCAUGAAUUCCACGCCGAUUGCAUCACCCCCUGGCUCACCACUCGUCGACGAACGUGUCCCAUCUGCAAGGGUGAUGUGGUUCGAUCACUGGCACGCGGUAAAGGAAACGGACCUCGAUACGACGCAUAUCGAGAGGACAGUGACGACGACGAGACCGACGACGAGGCCGAGGCUGAAGCGUCUGGCUCGGGCUCAGCAGACAGACAUUCCGACUUGGAGCAAGGAAUUGUACGCUCAGAGGCGAGAGACACGCCACAGCAGCCAGAUAGAGAAGGUGGUUGGCUGGGCAUUUUGUCCAACAGCUUCAAUAACAGGACGAGGCAACAACACCGAUCACAAUCGCCCUCACCAGAGGAUCGAAACCGUUAG